Messenger RNA from Seriola aureovittata, 3372 nucleotides. RefSeq names its product NOP2/Sun RNA methyltransferase 5 (gene nsun5). Gene Ontology annotation, biological process: rRNA base methylation. Gene Ontology annotation, cellular component: nucleolus. The transcript is spliced from 4 exons. The record is from RefSeq and is a predicted model, not a curated record. The coding region runs from base 495 to 1967 and encodes 490 amino acids. Lineage: Eukaryota; Metazoa; Chordata; Actinopteri; Carangiformes; Carangidae. Gene Ontology annotation, molecular function: methyltransferase activity.
AUUGAACAGAUUACAAAGCAUUAAUUCUACCAUAGAAAAAUAUGUUACUAAGAUGAGUUUGGGAAACCAAAACACAUUACAUUGAAAUGCAAUGAAUUUAAACAUUUUUGAAUUUUCAUAAAAUGACUAACAUUGCUGUAAGGUAAACGUCUAUAAUAUGUGUUUUAGGGAAAGUCGUCACCAUUCUGUUGUCAUCAGUGAUUGGCUGGACAGGCCGCUUACGUCAGACAAAAACAGUGCGCCAACAUGUACUUCCGGUGUGAUGACCCGUUUUCUGCCAUGUGCAUGGUAAAAAAAAGUGACCACGAGCAGCUUUUAAAACAUUAUUGAGAAAAACAAACCCGCUGCGUGUCCCCUGUUCACCGCGACAGAGAGAGGACGAGAAGGCUGCGGCAGGACCAGUCAGGCCCGUCCUCACCAGUGAAACACCAGUAACCGGUUCAAAAAGUACGAGCUAAUCUGGGUCCUUCGCUAGCUACCGGUUGGUUUUCACCAUGGCUUUGUACGUGAAAGCCGCAGAGAUCCUGGAGAAAGCAGAGAGGAAGCAAGGCGCAGUGAAAACUCUGGUUUACGACAGUAAGUUUGCGAACAUCAAGCAGCUCUUUGCUCUGGUUUGUGAGACCCAGAAGUUUUCCUCCGUCCUGCGGGAGCUCAUCGAGUCCACCAAGCUGCUCAAACACACCAAGCUGAAGAUGCACCUGGCCAUGGUGCUGGUGUAUGACCUGGUGAUGGGCCAGGGGCUGAAGUGCGGGGGCUCCUGGAAGUCCACAAUGAUGAAACAUCGCUCCAGGCUGCAGGCGGAGCUUGCCCGCAUAAAGAUAAAGCAGAAGGUCAGCAGGAAUGAAGACCUGCUACCGGCCGAAGUCCAGCGGUCCGCCGUGGACCACCUGCCCAGGUAUGUGCGUGUGAACACCCUGAAGACCACCGUGGAGGAUGCUGUGGAUUACCUGAAGAGGGACGGCUUCUCCUACCAGGGACAGGCCUCCAGGCUGGAGGACUUGACCCUAAAGGAGAAAGACUUUGUGAGGGACCUGCACUUGCCGGAGGUGCUGGUCUUUUCUCCUAAAACUGACUUCCAUGACCACUUCCUGUACAAGGCUGGCCACGUCAUUCUGCAAGACAAAGCCAGCUGCCUCCCUGCCUAUCUCCUCAACCCCCCUCCUGGCAGCCAUGUCAUUGAUGCCUGCGCUGCCCCUGGCAACAAAACCAGCCACCUCGCAGCUAUAAUGAAGAACAAGGGCAAGCUGUUUGCCUUUGAUUUGGAUGCCAAGCGUUUGGCCACCAUGUCUACUCUCCUGCUCCGAGCUGGAGUGACCUGUCAGCAGCUGGCCAACCAGGACUUCCUGAAAGUGGACCCUGAUAGCCUACAGUAUAAAGAUGUUGAGUAUAUCCUGCUGGAUCCCUCAUGCAGUGGAUCAGGUAUGGUGUGCCUCCUGGACAACAGCUCUGCUGACCAAGAGAAGGAUCAGGCUCGUCUGACCUCUUUGGCCUCCUUCCAGCUGCGAUGCCUGAACCAUGGCCUCAGGUUUCCCUGCCUGAAGCGUCUGGUCUACUCCACCUGCUCCAUCCAUAGCCAGGAGAAUGAGGAAGUCGUAAAGGCCUGCCUGCAGCAGAACCCUGGCUUCAGGCUGGUUCCUCUGCUGGCGAAGUGGCCUGAACGAGGCCUAGAACCACUCACUCAGUGUCUGCGUGCCAGCACCUCCAAGACCCGCUCACACGGCUUCUUCGUGGCUUUGCUGGAGAAACACAGUGGGGCUGGGAAUAUGAAUCAGAGACCACCUGUCCAGAUAAGUGACCCUGAGGCAACAUCACACAGUUCACUCACCUUUGAGAAGAGACCUGAAGCUUCAGAGACAGAGAACAAACAGACACCUGCUGCAGACUCCACACAGAAUGACAGCACACCAGGGAAGAAGAAGAGGAGGAAGAGGAAGAGGAAGAAGGCAGCAACAGCGGAGGGAUUGUAAAAAAAUAAUUAAAAUGGUUCUGCAUAUUGUCUGGGGAUUGUCUGUGAAAGCCUCAUUUGAUUUCAAGUAGAGAUGUGUGGGGAAUGUAACUGAAAAGUAAAGAUCAUUUUUUACUGUAUCUCAUUAUUGUUAGAUACUGUGCAAAGCUCUUGGUGCCUUUCCUUACAUUUUUUUUUUUUCAGAAUGAGGUUCAGGUGUUUGUGUUUCUCCAGAGAAGUGACAGGUGUUACCCAGUAGGGGACAGGUAACCAGCAGCCAAACAGCGAAAAAAUUAGCUCACUUCCAGCCAAAUAGAGACUCCCAUUGAUUGAAACACUCAUUUUGGUUACAGUAGUUUAUAUUAUCAGAGCAGGUGUGGUCAGUAGCCUGGUUUCUCCUUUUGUACACAACUAAGAGCAAUACCUGAAACUGCAGUCAUCUCACUGUCACAGUGUCACAUAUUCAGAAAGUUACAUUGAUCAUAGUGUAAACCUGUUGGUUACCUUGAACCCAAUAUUUUGUCCAUGUCAUUUAUAUGAAUUAAGGUUGACAAAAUAUUAGGAACAAUCUUCAGUAUAACCCAGUGCAGUUCAACUCCACCAUGAAUGAGUCUCCAAAAUGACCGUUAUAAUAAAUCAACACCUCUUUCAAACAGAAUCAAUCCAAAAAAUGAACAUUAAAAUCCUUAUGAAGCCUGUUGUAUUAUACUGCAUUUGUUUUAUGUAGGUGUCAUUAAUAAAUUGGCAAGUGGGUGUAGAUUAAUUUAAUCACUGUCAUAGAAACCCUUUCCCUGAACUGGAGAAUCAAUAUUUUCUGAAGAAAUUGUCUUAAAAUUGAAAAUGAGUAUGACAUUAAUUAAUUUCAGCACUGGAGUAAUAUGCAGUUAAGAAAAUCACUGGAAAAUGUAUUUUUGCAUCACCCAGGAAAUUAGAAACCAUUUACUGACAAUAACAACAGAAUGUGAGAUUUGUUUAAGCGAUUUUCUGACUCAGACAUGGCUGUUGAAGAAAAGUACAGUGGUCGAAUAACAACGUUAGAUGACACACGUUUGAACUUACGUUACUACGGCAGCGGUGCAUAAAUUAGGCCUGCUUGUAAGCCUUUUUUAAUAGAGGCUACGGUCGAAAAGUCUUUUUUGCUUAGGAAGGUUCAAACUCAAUGAAAUGACCGGUGUUGUGGCAAAGUGAUUGUCUGACAUACAGCAUUUAUGUCUGGGAUAAUAGAAAAAGGCAUGUCUUAGUGAAGCUUGAACAUGACAUUUAGCCUGGACACAUGAUUAUACAGUAAAUAACAGUAUAAAAACAUUGUUCCCAAUGUUUUUGUGUGUUUGGUAUUUCUAUCCUUUUCAUACUGGGGAAUGAGCCUGUCAUUGACAUGAUGUACGGAUGGGUUAGGCUGUAUAUAAAAUAAAGAAAUAUAACUCGUU